This is a messenger RNA of Momordica charantia (bitter melon), 7520 nucleotides long. It is a transcript of the gene POK1, whose product is annotated as phragmoplast orienting kinesin 1. NCBI's taxonomy places the organism in Eukaryota, Viridiplantae, Streptophyta, Magnoliopsida, Cucurbitales, Cucurbitaceae. Gene Ontology annotation, molecular function: microtubule binding; microtubule motor activity; ATP binding. Gene Ontology annotation, biological process: cytokinesis; microtubule-based movement. The record is from RefSeq and is a predicted model, not a curated record.
CGGCUUCCUUCCCUCCCUCCAAUCUCUGCUUCCCAUUUUAACACCACGGUCUCCAGGCCCACCCAAAGCAAAGAAUUUCGAUUUGAUUUUGGGCUACUUUCCAAAUCUCGACUGCAAUCAGCCUAUCAGGGGAGCUUUCGUGAAUAAAAUAGUUCAAAAUUUAAAUGGGCGGGCGGGCUGUGGCUGUGUGGUCUUCGUGCUGUGCUCAUCGUCCGAUCCAUUUCCCGUUCUGUUCUACUCAUACUCUUCCACUGCACUGACCAGUGAGCUUCGGCUUCCUUUCGAAUGUCCACUCAUUCAUCACCUUGAUUUUUGAGUUUCCGUUCCAUCGGUACCUGGGUCUGGGAGCUCUACCAUGUCGAAACAAGUAUCUACUUCCCUAUCGCAACCGGAGCCCAACGAGAAUGAAUUCGGAACCUCGCCGAGUGCACUUCAUUUUCCACCUCCUAGAACCCCUUUCAACAUUAUUGCAGAUCCAGCUCAAUACCAAAAAGAAUUUCAGGAUUCUGGUUUUGCUUCCAACUACAAGCUCCAAUCCAUCAAACCCGACUGGUCUUGUGAUACAAAAUCUGAAGUUUCGCUUAAAUUUAGUGGGAGUGCAUGUAUCAACAACGCCACUCCAAGGCUUUCAGCUCAAGGCCGGAGGGUCAGCUCUGAGCCCAGCUCAAGACAGACCACUCCUGCAAAGAGUUCGUCUAGAGUUCCGUUCGGUGGAGCAAUAGUUGCUAGUAAAGCUCACCAACUCGCGGAUGGUAGGGGAGGAAGUUCCUUUAGGCUUUCCAGAAGGAUGUCGAUGCCGAUUCCGAAUACUGAGCUACCUGUCGAAGUUCCACACUUCGACCUUGUGGAAGAUCCAAGUUUUUGGAAGGAUCACAACGUGCAGGUAAUGAUACGUAUUCGACCCUUGAGUACUACGGAGAGAGACUCUCAAGGCUAUGGUCGAUGUUUGAGACAGGAUACUGCAAAGACUUUGGUGUGGCUCGGUCACCCAGAGACCAGAUUCACCUUCGAUCAUAUAGCUUGCGAAACAAUAUCGCAGGAAAGCCUCUUCAAGGUUGCUGGACAGCCAAUGGUGGAAAAUUGCCUGUCUGGCUAUAAUAGCUGCAUGUUUGCUUAUGGCCAGACUGGUAGUGGCAAAACAUAUACCAUGAUGGGUGGAAUAUACGAGGUGGAGGGCAGACUCAAUGAAGAUUGUGGACUAACUUUGCGCAUUUUUGAACAUUUAUUUACAAGAAUUGGAAUGGAGGAAAAGAGCAAGAGGGAUGUUAAAUUGAAAUAUAGCUGCAAAUGUUCCUUUCUAGAAAUAUACAAYGAGCAAAUAGCAGAUCUACUGGAACCUUCAUCGACUAAUUUACAACUCAGAGAAGACUUGAAGAAAGGAGUAUACGUAGAGAAUCUUACAGAACACAAUGUUACAACUAUAAAUGAUGUUGUCAAGCUUCUCUUACAGGGUGCUGCAAACAGAAAGAUGGCUGCUACGCAUAUGAACAGUGWGAGUAGCCGCUCCCACAGUGUUUUUACUUGUAUAAUAGAAAGUCAUUGGGAGAAAGAUUCCAGAACUCACUUUAGGUUUGCGAGGUUAAACUUGGUAGACUUAGCUGGUUCUGAAAGGCAGAAAAGUUCUGGUGCAGAGGGGGAUCGCUUGAAAGAAGCUGCAAAUAUAAACAAGUCGUUGUCAACUCUAGGCUUGGUCAUUAUGUCAUUAGUAGAUUUGGCUCAUGGGAAGCAUAGGCAUAUUCCGUACAGAGAUUCAAGGUUGACAUUCCUACUACAGGAUUCUUUGGGUGGAAACUCAAAAACAACUGUCAUUGCUAAUGUCAGCCCAUCAUUUUGCUCAGCGAAUGAAACACUAAGCACUCUCAAAUUUGCACAGCGUGCCAAACAGAUUCAGAAUAAUGCAAAAGUUAAUGAGUGUGCUUCAGGUGAUGAAACUGCACUCCAAAGGCAAAUCCUACACUUGAAGGGUCAGCUGUCCUUUCUACUGAAGCAUAGUAAUUUUCCAAGGUCUAUACUGAGUAAUGUUCCAAUAUUUGAAGAGUCUGGAGUAAGUGAUUUGUUUGUAGGCUAUGAUUCAUUGGGAGGUAGAAUGGAAACUGCAAAUCAUAAGAUGCAACAGAUGAAACUAAUGGAAGCUACUUUUAUUGGUGCRUUAAGGAGAGAAGAAGUAGCAAAUACUGCAAUACAAAAGCUAGAGUGUGAAAUUGAACACAUGAAGCGUUUGGCUUUCCAACAAGAGGAGGAUGCUCAACGUACUAAAAUGUUGUUAAAAUUUCGUGAGGAGAAAAUUAGACAACUUGAAUUGUUAUUAGGUGGGGUGCUGUCCACUGAUAAAUAUCUUUUGGAGGAAAACAAGGCCUUAGUGGUGGAGAUUAAUAUGCUUCAAGCAAAGAUUAAUAGGAAUCCAGAGUUGACAAAAAUCUCUUCAGAGAACUCUAGACUCAUUGAGCAACUUCAAGUGUUUCAAAAUUUUUAUGAUCUAGGAGAGCGUGAAGCACUGCUAACUGAAGUUGCAGAAUUGCGCAAUGAGCUUUUGGUUGCUCUGGGAAAAAACUCAACCGUAUCUGAACGAGAUAAAUAUCAGGAUGAAACGAUGUCCAUCAAGAGUUAUUCUCGAGAUGACACACUAUCUUAUAUUACAGAAAAUGCUGAGAACUUGGAAAAUGAAACAGGUCAAGGUUCAGAUAACGAAUUCAAUGUAAAGCUCAUAUGUUCUCAGAAAGAUCUGAUCGAUACAAGAACGUUGGCUGAAACAAUGGAUUCAGAAAACAAUAUGCAAGGUGAGAACUACCGAUGCAAGCAGGUCAAACACGGCAUGAUGGGAGAAUUCUUUCAACAGUUUAACGUCACAAAACGUCAAAAUGAAGGCAAUAUGGUGGACCAAAAUGAAGAUGUUGACAACAAAGCUUUACAAAUAAAGUUGGAAAACUUGACUAGGGAACUUGAGGAGGUCAGAAUAUCUAACAUCCAGUACCAAGAAAAUCAGAUCUUUCAGCUCUCUCAACAGAACCAAGUCGAACAUGUUCGUCAACAGGUAGAGAUGGAGACAGCCAGUACAAUUCUUCAAUUGCAGGAAGAGGUUGAAGGCCUUCAGUUAGAACUUAAUGAUAGGUUACAUGGCUUGGCCCAGGAAAAUACACGACUAAAAGAUGCUUUGUCUGUGAAAAGUGAGGAGAUGAGGGUGCUAUGUAUUGACUGGGAAACAGCAAUGAUAGAACUAACAAGUUUCCUUGUAGAUAGUUCUAGAUCUAUCAGAGAUGCACAUGGGCAGAUAGAAGGUAUCGCUAAUUUGUUUCCUAAAGUAAAUGUUGGGAUCAAAGAACAAGUGCAGCGGGCCAUUGAAGUUUGUAUUGAAAAAGAAGAAACAAUUCUAUUAUUGCAUAAAAGUUUGGAAGAUGCACGACUGAUGGUGCAAGAAAUGGAGCUGAAGCUGAAUUCACUGAAGGAAGCAACACUCACUUUAAAUGAAUCACAACAAAUGCACGAUAAUGCAAAUGCUGCAGAUGCUAAACAGUUGAGAACUCUGACGACUGACAAGAACAGCAUGGUAGAGUUUCUAGACAAAAGAUUCAAAUUUCAGAAGGAUCGGUUAGUUAAGACUGAGAAAUCUGCUGAUGCUGCAUUCAUCGCAGUAGAAUGGUUAUCCAAUUCUCAGGAGCUUGCUUGCUGUAAUAACAUUGGGAGAGAGAUGCCCAUCUCAGAGUUGGAUGUUUCAUCUCAAGGAGGCAGUCACGUCAUUGAUGAUGCAAUGGCCAAGACAAAUACAUUACUACUGGAAGAACUAGAUACAGAAAGCAAUUUGAUAUGGUUAGGUAUAAUGGAGUUGAGGAAUAUUACUAGUGCACAUUAUGCAGACAUGGAAACACAUAUUUCAGCCCUCCGUAUCGACAUUCAUGAUCUUUAUUCAGAAUAUCAAGAGUUAGUUCAGGAAAUGGUGAAAGAAAUUCAUGAAUUGAGGUUAAAAGCCAAGACAACGAAUGAAAAUUGUAAAAAUCUCCAAUUCUUCAAAGAUAAAGUUCCAUCAGCACACAAAUAUUGGAACAUUGAAAACCAAGAUAAUAUUUUGGAUCAAAUAAAAGCUAAAAUAUAUGAAGCAAAAAACAGACUAAAUGUUCUUGAAGAUUCCAUUGAUAGAAAUAUAGCUGGUUGCGAAUACCGGUAUAUUAGUCAACAUUCAGUCAAAGAAGAUGGUUGGAGUUCCGAUUGCUCUACUUCAAGCUCUGACAUUUCAUCUGAGAGUGUUAGUUCAAGAGGGAAAGUCUUGGGCUAUAUGAAUGAUGACAGAGGAACCACAACUUGUCUGAGAAAGGAACUGUGUAUGUCGUAUCGUGCUAUCCAUAAACUAUGUAUGCAAAUAGAUGCAUUCCUAGUGCAUGAUAUAGGUGGUGAUCCUUUGUCAGAAGAAAUGGACCAGGCAAAAACACCCUCCAAAUUGAGGAUGGAAAAAGCUGAAGCAGUUUGCGAUAACACCAGUAAGGUAAUUUGUGUUGAGGAAAUUAAGCAGGAUGGUGGAUUCUUAACCAGAUUUGAAGAAGCUCAAGAAGCAAUAAAAGAAGCUGAUCUUAUGUUAAAUGCAUUGUUGAGAGCCAAUGAAAAUGCGACGCAACUAACUGGCAUAUAUAAGCAAGCUGGAGAGCAGUUACAGAUAGAAAGAGACAACUUGAUUGAAGAAGUUGGACAGCUCAAGUCUUCAAUGCAACUGAAAGAUGAUGAGAAUAAAUUACUUCAGGAACAAGUUUGGUUUAGUCUGGAAGAUGUGGCAAACUCACUGUCUUUUCUUGAAGGGUGUCUUUCACAAACACAAAGAGAAGUGGAUGAGAAGUUUGGCAUGAUAUCGUGUGAUGUCAUAUCCUUUAGAGAUGAGAUGCUUAAACCUAUUAGUAAUUGGAAAUCCCUAAUGGAAGAGUUUUUCUUGGAAAUAACGGGAAGAGAAUUUGCUUCAUUUGUUGUCCAUCAGUGCUAUGUGGAAGAAAUGUGUCGGCAAUUUGCAUGCUUCAAGGGAGAACCUAGCUUUCCACUACUUAAACAGCAAAGGUGUAUGAAAUCAAACAAGACUUCAGGAUCUAUCUGCCUUACUGAUAAGGAUGAUAUGAUAUUAACUAGUAAGAUUGACGGAGGAAGAACCGAACUGGUCACAGAUUCGGAAGAGGCAGAUGGAGGUUUUUCCGAUGAUGACAUUUUGUAUGAAAAUUUGGCACUUAAGAAGGAACUGAAGAGGAAGGAGGUUUUAUUAGAAGGUUUGCUUUUUGAUUUUAGAUUGUUGCAGGAAUCAACCGCAAAAACAAAAGACAUGAAAGAUGAGACAGAAAAGUUAGAUUGUUCUAUGAGUCAGCUCCAGCAUGAAUUGGAGAUUAAAGCAAGUCAGUUUGACAAUGUCCUAGUUCACCAGAGAAAACUUGAGGAGCUUCUGACUGAUACUGAAAAGGCUUUGUUAUUAUCUAAUUCCAAGCUUGAGAAGGCAAAAGAAACAAUGAAUACCAUUUAUGAACAUAAUGUACAGUUGAAGAAGCAGGCAGAAGAUCUUUAUCUCAAGAAAUCUGAGGCYGAAAGAAAAUUGGCAGAAGAGCAGGAUAUAGUUAAUAGACUGGAAAAUGAAAUACUCCAUCUUACUGAACACGUCAUUAGCGAAAAGAAAUUACUUUUAUCAGUUGAAGACAUUGAGAACAAAUUGAGGAGAGUCAUUAGUGAGAGAGACCAACUCCAUGAACAAGUCUGCAUUCUGACUGACAAGAUUGACAUGGCAUACGCAUUGGCUGAUGAAAAGGAAGCUGUUGCCACUGAAGCUCAUCAGGAAUCAGAGGCCAGUAAAUUGUAUGCAGAACAGAAGGAAGAGGAGGUGAAGAUUUUAGAACACUCUGUUGAAGAGCUUGAGAGUACCAUAAACAUGUUGGAAACAAAGGUGCAGGACAUGGAUGCGGAGGUCGAGAAAAAUCGCACAUUAAGAGAAUCACUAGAACUGGAGACACAGAUCUUUAGAAAGAGACUAUUAGCUGUAGGAAAUCUCACUGAAGCUGUGGAUUUUGGAGAUGAACUUGUUGAGCACGCUCAAGAGCAAUCCAGGCAACAGGGUAGUAUACUUCUAGAACUGCUUGAGGCACGAAGUAGAAUAAAACUUCUUGAAGAUGAAAGGGCAGAACAAGACAAAGAGAUCAAACGACACAAAGAAUACAUCUUGGAGCUUGUAUUGCAUGCUGAUGCCCAGGCAAUGAAGUACCAACAGAAGUACACAAAUCUGGAAGCAAUGGUUCGUGAUGCAAGUAAAGAUAAGUCAAAUCUAAUGGCUGCACCAUUAGACAAAAUUGAUAAAAGUUCAGCGAGACCAAGGGGUUCGAGCUCACCAUUCAGAUGCAUUUCAAACUUGGUGCAUCAGAUGAACUUGGAGAAGGAGCAUGAGCUGUCGACAGCAAGGCUUCGUAUUGAGGAGCUUGAGGGACUGGCCACUAGUCGUCAGAAAGAGAUAUGCAUACUGAAUGCUAGGCUCGCAGCAGCAGAAAGUAUGACACAUGAUGUAAUUCGAGAUUUACUCGGUGUGAAAUUGGACUUGACUAAAUAUGCUAACUUGAUAGAUCAAUACCAAGUUCAGAAAAUGGUUGUGGAGGCUCAUCUACAGUCGCAGCAAUUCCGGGAAAAGGUACAGGAGGUUCAUGACUUGAGGACACAAAUUAAUGAUCUAAACGAGGAAAGAGAAUGUUACAAAUCUGUUCUAAGCAAGAAGGAAGCUGAAGCACUCGCUACUCAAAUAGCCCAUGAGAAACUACGCGAGCGGGAUCACUUGCUUUCUGUACAGAAUGGGAUACUGAAAAUGGAAAAUAAAAAACUAAAGAGGAAGAUUAUUGAGCUGGAUGAAAAGACGAGCACCCUUCAUCGAACACGAAGUAGCCCACAGAAAAAUCAUCAUGCAUUUCUAACCAAGGUGCAGGAUGACGAGUUAACUAAGAGGUUGGCCCACUCAAAAAUGCUUCUCUCCCGUGUCAACGAUGAUAUCGCUCAUUACCGGAUUCCUAGUGGCAGUUCUUCGCAUCACCGAAGUGGCGGCCCCGGAAAUGAGAUAUAGUCAUCUCAUGACUCGUUUGGAGUAUAAUGGACCAGGAAAACAGGAGCUUGAAGGCUUGUUGGGGGUCAGCCGUUACCAAUGAUUGGUACAACGUUGUAUAUAGUAGCUCGAAGUCCCGCGUCCGGUUUGUUGCAAGUUUGGCUGCUGUUCUGUUCAACGCCUGCGAAGCGAGGCCAACAGAGAUUCAAAUCUCAACUUAAAAAGAGCAGAAUAUUCAAUAUUGCAUGCUGCUGCAGACUCCAAAGGCUGAGAUUCAUUGGGAGUUCGGGGUAUCCAUAUUACCUUAUGGCCAUCCACGUUGGUGUAAUCUGUGAUGUAAAUAAAUCUUCAACUUCAGUUCUUUGGCGAACUUCUAAGCUGUUGCUUUGGUUAACUUUUCAUAGAACGAACCGAGAAAGUUAAUUCUUUUAUGGUGAGUUUAAUUUAGCGUUCAAAUUGGACUGAAGUUUCAAAAUUGCUUUUAAUAACA